CGUGAACAUCACAGUGUAUAAUAGCGCCUUCAAUAACAUUUGCGAAAUGAAUUAAAUGUUCUGAAUACAUGAUAUAAGAACUACUCCGAGCGAAGUGUGUUGUUAAGCAUCAGAGACCCUUUUCCUUUAAGACGUUUUCAUAUAAAUAGCGACUGUGUCUCCACCCAGCCGAACCAAAUUGGGCGGCAUUUUUUUCAGAGUCGAAAGUGAAAGUAGACAGACCUCAUUCUGGGCGUCCAUUUUACAUCUUCGACAUAUUUCGGCCACUAAAGACUGUGAAGACGGAUUUCAUGCCAGACUGACCUCCUCGACUUGAAUCACGCCCAAAACCAGCCUCGUCAGAAAGAAUCCACCGCCGCUUUUGUGUGUGUGGUUAUUACGUCACCUUGGAUUCACUAAAAAUACACAAUGGAUAAUCGGAUGAUUCACUUUUAUUUUCUGGCGCUUCUUUCCUCGCCUUGCUGUCUUGCUCCCGUUUCAGAGAUGUUCACUGUAUCAGUAAAGUCUCAUGUCUCAGUCCAGCGAGGCCAGACAGCCAUCUUACCCUGCUGGCUCACUUUCUCUGAGAGUGCAGAGGAUAUGGAGGUACGCUGGUAUCAAGGGAGUGAUGAGUUUGAUACUCCAGUCCUGCUUUAUCAGGCAAGAGCUUUAGACAAUUCAUCCCAGAAAGCUUCGUACGCUGGCCGAGUCUCAUUCGGCUUAAAGGAAGAAACAUCAGGUGGAUUAAAGGCAGGUGAUGUCAGCCUGAAGCUGGAAAACGUCACAAUUGAAGACGCAGGAAAAUAUAUAUGCUAUGUCAGCAGCUCUGAAGAUUAUGACAGUGCAUCUAUUAGUCUGAGUGUGACAGAAACUGGACGCUCCCCUCUCCUGUCAGCAGUGAUGAAAGACGAUAACAAAGUUAAUAUGAGCUGCCAAUCUGACGGCUGGCAUCCAAAGCCUGAGCUGAGCUGGUCAGACAGCAAAAAGGCUCUAAUCCCUUCUAAUGUGUCGUUUAGCAAAAACUCUGCUGGUUUUUAUUCUGUCCAUAGUUGGGUUCUGGUCUCCAGUCCUUCUGAGGUCUCCUGCUCUGUUGGGCUCUUCAAUGAAGCACCAAAAGUGGCCAAAAUGUGUCUGAAAAAUCCUCCACCAUUAAAAGAAGAGUCAGGAUGCUCAGCUGGAUGGGUGGCCUUUGGGAUACUUCUGGCAGCUGUAUUAGCUGCACUCGGAGCCUUGUACUUUCUGUACUUCAGGAAGAAAGUCAACAAAUCAAAAUCAGGAAAUGACGCAACUGAUGGGGCCAAAAUCACAAGCAAUCCUGAAGAGAAUGAACUACUUCUAUUAAAAACAACACAGCAGCAAGCAGUUCUAUUGGAAGGAUCCAAGAAUUAUGAGAAUGUUCAACUGGUGGACACAGGCAAUCCGCUAAUAAAAAUGAAGGAUUCUAUACUGAGAGAUAAUAUUGAUGCAAUGUUUCCUGAUGGAGACAGAGUCACCUGUCUCACUGCAGUCAGAGGAUCACCUGGUUUCUCUUCUGGACGACACUACUGGGAGGUUUCCUUACAAAAUGCAAAUGUAGGCCCCAAGAAGUCCUGGUGGAUCGGAGUUACAGAUAAACAUGAAAUCCCUCAUGAUGACAGUUUCCCUCCAACCACAAAAAAUGGUUUCUGGUUCUUGUCUUCUUGCCCCAAACAGGAGGAUACUCUUGAGUUUAGCACUGAAACAGAGACAUUCAUUUAUGUCCAGUCAAAACCAAAAACAGUCGGUGUGUAUUUGGACUUUGAUAACAGAGAGCUCUCCUUCUAUAAUGUGGAAGAAAAAUGUCUGAUUGGAUCUCUGGCAGCAAAAUUCACAGGUGAAGUGUUCCCACUUUUUAACCCUGGAAAAGGUGACAAAUCACCUAUGAAGGUAUUACAGAAACCUGUGCAGGAUCAGUCAAAUAACACUACCUGUGGAGAAAUUACAAAAGGCAGAGAAGGACCAAUCAGAUAUGACUGAGAAUCCAGAGGAAGAAAUUUAAAAGUGGUACAA
Messenger RNA from Xiphophorus hellerii (green swordtail), 2007 nucleotides. RefSeq names its product butyrophilin subfamily 3 member A3-like. The record is from RefSeq and is a predicted model, not a curated record. Gene Ontology annotation, cellular component: external side of plasma membrane. Lineage: Eukaryota; Metazoa; Chordata; Actinopteri; Cyprinodontiformes; Poeciliidae. Gene Ontology annotation, molecular function: signaling receptor binding. Gene Ontology annotation, biological process: T cell receptor signaling pathway; regulation of cytokine production.